Monodelphis domestica (gray short-tailed opossum) is the source of this 720-nucleotide messenger RNA. The record is from RefSeq and is a predicted model, not a curated record. Lineage: Eukaryota; Metazoa; Chordata; Mammalia; Didelphimorphia; Didelphidae.
AUGGCGUCUCAGCUGCCCCCUCCACUGAAGCCCUGGGAGACCCGGAGGAUACCCGGGGCUGGAACAGGACCGGGACCUGGUCCCUUCUUCCAAUCUGCCGAUCUGGGUCCUACUUUAUUGACAAGGUCUGGGCAACCAACGCUUACAAGAGUACCCCCACCAAUUCUUCCAAGACCAUCUCAGCAGACAGGAAACGGCAAUCUGAACACUUUCAGACCUGCUUAUACUUCCCUUUCUUCUGCUUAUGGUACAUAUGGAAAUUCCUUUUAUGGAAGCUACAAUCCUUACAGUUAUGGAUAUGGUGGGUUAGGGUAUAACCAGUUCCGUAUGGAUGAUCUUCCUCAUAGCAGAUUUGUGCAACAAGCUGAAGAAAGCAGCAGAGGUGCAUUUCAGUCCAUUGAAAGUAUUGUGCAUGCAUUUGCUUCUGUCAGUAUGAUGAUGGAUGCCACUUUUCUAGCUGUCUAUAACAGUUUCAGAGCCAUUUUGGAUGUAGCCAAUCAUUUUUCUCGAUUGAAAAUACAUUUCACAAAAGAGUUUUCAGCUUUUGCAUUUGUUAGGACUAUACAGUAACUGUAUAGGUGAUCACAGCAGAUGAUGGGCUUAAGAAGGGGCUCUGAGAAUGAGAAUGAGUUACAUCUGAAUCCACUAGCAAAAGUGGAGAUAAACAAGAUCUUUGAUAUCCUACAUAUUUACUUACAAUUGAACUGUUUUCAAAAAUAA